AUGCGAAUAUCUGACUCUAUAAUUUAUUCACUCACAAUUAUAACAACCUGGUAAGUAAUUUUACUAUUCUUUUCUUGGAUUUUAGGUGUGAACACAGCGGAGAGGAAGGGAAAUUCACAAAUUUUACUUCGACUUUUGAUUUCCGUAGUGAAUUUUGAUGGAGUCGAAAGAAUUUUGCUGCGAGUUUAUUAGAAUAUUGCCGAAAUUUUAUUUACGGGUAGUUUUUGCUUAUACUCACUGCUAGUCAGCGCGUUUUUAAAUAGAAUAUAUAAAAUUUAUCAAGUGCAAUAUCUGGUCCCAACAUUUUUUUCGAAAGCCUCACCAAGGUCAAUAUUUGUCGGAAAAGGGAUUAUAUGUUGCUUGUUUUGCAGUGUGAUCUCACUAUCGACGACGACGACAUGGAACCAUCGCCAUAUCCUCGGCCUCCACACUCUGCGACCCACCAUUAUUCAGACGAAAAGGUCAGUGAUUUGCAUAUUUUGAGGCAUUUCGGGUUGUUUUGAGUGGUUUUCAAGGGUUAAUAGAUUUAAUAGAUUAUAAAAAGGUAUAAUCCGCAUUAACUGGGUCUAACAAAAUAAUAAAAAAUGGAUUGAAAGCAUCUAUAAAGUAAAUUUUUAUAUUAUACGAAGGGGCUUGAUGAUUUUUUUGAGUUGAAUUUGAGAGCGGUUGGAAAAAAAGAAGGCUUUUUGGUCAUUAUUUGUAAAGACAUUUCAACGGAGAAGUUUAUGGCCGUUCGGGAAAGACAGCAGCCAGGUGAUUGGGGAUAAAAACAAGGAUUUUUUAAGAGAUUUAUCGGGUUUUAUGGCUAGGAUAAGGUUAUUUUUAGCGGAUCUUGUGCAAAAAUUUAUUUUUAUCGCAGCACGGACACCGUUUUUAUAGUCUCAACAAAAAUUUUUAAUGAUAUUUGUAAAUGAUUUGACCUUAAAAUGACGUCUUUCGGCUAAAAACGCCUUGCCUUUAGUACAAAAGGUGUUGAAAGUAAUACAAUUUCUUGUCGGAAGGAGAAAUUAUGCUUCGAAAUUGUAUUUACAAGGUCUAAUUUGUUGGUUCAGCUGUUCCGUACAUUGUCGUAGUGGGCUUUUGGACGAAAAGCGGUGAAUAAUAUAGAAUUUUACUAGAUUUGAUGCGCUAAUCAUUUGGUUUUUCGGGAAUCAGAACGGGCGAUGUGGCCCAUGAUAAAUUAAUGAGAUUUUGAUCUGGUUUAUAAGGAAAGGGAGUGAUUUUUUUGGGUGAUAAAAAGUAUAGACCUUUGCUAAAUUGCUAAUUUUGAAACUCGAAGAAAGUUUUAUAGCGAUGUGAGGGUAGAAUAAAGAUUUUGUGAAGUUUUGAUAUCAUUUAUGGUGUAUUAUACCUACCCAUUUUUUGUUUGAUAAGAAGAUUUUUUCCUAAAAUGCGCGUGACCUUCGAUUUGGAGACAAAAAUACAGUAAUAUUUGCAUGGAUUUUUCUAUCCUUGUCAAUUUUUUAUAAGAGAUUGAAUAAAAAUUCGGCUACUGUGUGGGACCAGAUACAGUGGAAAAAAACGUACCAUUUUGCCUCCGGGAAGUAUCAAAAAUGUGGCAAAAUGCUUCCUUCUCCGAGUGAAAAAACUUCUUUCCUCGCAAAAAUGCGGGCGCGCUCUUGGAAUCGGAGUUUUUUCACUUGGAGAGGGAAGCAUUUUGCCACAUUUUUGACACUUUCCGGAUGCAAAAUGGUACGUUUUUUGCCACUGGAUCUGGUCUACACUGUAGCCGAAUUUUUAAGCAAGCUUAAAAAUUCGCAAUUGAAGUACAGUAUAAUUGAUUGAAAAACGGAAUUGCGAUUGAAAUUGGGGUUGAAUGAACAAAAAUGAGCGAUGAUUGAAGUCUCGGAAGACACGAAAAGAUUUAAAACCCCUCUCUUCGCCUCUCCAAAGAAAACGUUUCUUAUGGACAGGAAUGGAGGAGGAUCCACGUUGCAGCGCGAAAAAAUGUUUUCUCUCCUCGUCGGCUAAUAACCGAUUUGACUCGAUUUUUUGUUUUCAUUAGAUGGAACAGUGGAAACUGCUGAUUUUUCGGUUAAUCUCGGUGUUUGUUUUUGAAUGUUGACCUCGAACGGGGGGAUUAUUAGACUUAUAAAAGGUUGAUGGAAACGAACGUGAAAGUUUUUUUUUUUGUUUUUUACAGUUUUCGGUAGAGGUUUGAGCGGUUCUUUGAUGGAUAGAGGCUGUAAAUGGAAUUGUUGGCCGUUUUGUUCGAUAAUUACGGUGGUUGUCCCGGUGCAGAUUGUACAGUGACGGACCUGAUCCAGAGGCAAGAAACUUACCAUUUUACAUCCGGGAAGUAUCAAAAAUGUGGCAAAAUGCUUCUCCAAGUGAAAAGACUUCGUUUUGAAGGGCGCGCCCUUCCCCCCAAGGGCCCGUUUUUGAAAUCGGAGUUUUUUUUCACUUGGAGAGGGAGGUAUUUUGCCAUUUUUUUGAUACUUCCCGGAUGCAAAGUGGUAUGUUUUUUGCCAUUGGAUCAGGUCCGCCACGGUAAUUGAAAUCAUUUUGAGAUGUUCUGUGUUUUUCUUUCGAAUUUGUCACGUGAAGCUCGAACUAGGCGUGUGACGUCCUCUGUCUGACUUGUGGUCCUCUUUUUGAUUGGAAUGAAGUGUUUCCAACACAAACGGUUAUUCCUUUGACUCUUGAAUUUUUGCUGACUUCAAUACGAUGGGCUUUUAUCCAUUUGUUGUAGGCUUUUGGCCUUUUCGUCGUUUUUCUCCAGCUGCACUGCUUGGCUGUGUUGUAUAGUUGUCGUUUCGGUUGUUCCUCCAAAUGUGUUGCUCAUUUUCGUUCCAUACAAAGUUGCUUUAUUCAAAAGAACGCCGACUUCUCUCGCUCAUUGAAGUCACUUCCCUCUUUUAUCUCAAGUCUGUAAAGCUGAAAAAAAUACUCGUUUAUUUGUAAACUGUUUACAGUCCUUCGAAACUACUGUAAAUUUAGUUCUGAACACGUUAUUCAUAGCGAGAGAUUUUUUUGUAUUUGCUCAACACUUGAAAUUCAAAUGGGAUUGUCGUUUUGUGCAGCCACAAGACCUCGCGUUUGCGUACGUGUGAUAUUGGCUGAGAAAAUGUAAAUUAAAAUGAUAAUUGUGCAUAAGACGUUCGAAAAGAAGGGCGAGAACGGAGGUAUUUUUUUCAAAAAAAGGAUACUUCUUUGACCUACUUUGGCGGAAUAGGUUGAAGUUUGCGAGAAAAGAUUAAAUUGAGGGAGUUCUUGGAGGGAUUCUCGGUGUGUUUGCGGGGAUAAGCUGCCGUUUUUGGAGUAUAGAAGGCGGUCUUCUUGAGAUAUAAGUGUAAUAAUUGUGUAAGAUGUCUUAUAAGAGAGUUUAUAAGCGUGUUUUGGCUUUCUUACAAGGAUUAUUUCGAAUUACAAACUUUUUUCGUCUUCUACGGGGUUGUCGUUGUCCAUUUUGUACAACGAACGCCUUGCCGAAGGAGCGGGGUGUUUGUUAUACGAAUUUCUUCUUCUGUAAGACCCGGGUAAGCUUGUAAGAUCCUGUGAAGGUCUUUAUUGCCUAGGAUUACACACUGAGAAGGAAUUUUGAUGGUUCAUCUUGGCUCUGUUUUCAAAACAUUUUAUGAAUAAUCAAGGAAAUGGCUUUAUCGUCACUUUUUUUUGUCAUCCUAACAUUGUUAUUGUGGGGUAAAUCUGCUGUCGGAUUUGCGAUGAACAUCUUCCAUUUCGCCCCACCGUGAUUCCUCUUUCUUCGCCCUUGAAAAGUCGCUGUGCUUUUGUAAAGAACCCCAUCCUUUUUGCAGUAAUUCUCCUUCCUUGUUAUUUUUGGAUGCUGUUCGUCUUCCCCGGGAUGGGCGUAGGAGGCCUGUAAACGGUUCAUUUUUACACGUGUAGAAAAAGAGAUAAACUUUCUGGGAAACCCGUAAAACCGGUAACACCAUUUUACUUUCCUUUCUUGAUUGGAAUUGUAAAGUUUGUGAUUUUUUCAGUUGCGCCUUGCUUGUUAUUCAUCAAAUUUGUGGGUCAGAUUCGUUUUUUCGGACAAAGACUUUUCGCACUUUUUCUGCAGCCCCCUAACUCGUUUAUUCACGCUGAAGAUUCAUAUCGAAAAAGCAAAUCGUUUUUGCUGAUCAGGAGCGGGCUUGUGACUGACUCCAGUCUGUUUAACAAAGUCAUUUUGUUUUUUUGAGAUUUGAAUUUUUCGAUAAGAGAUUUUUUUGCAGAGUUAGCGGAGUUUGAGAAGAACUUGGACCCUUUGUACCGCUUUUACGCCAACAACGAAUUUUUUACGCCAAUAAAGAAGUUUUGAAAAAAACGAGCUGCAAAGACGGCCGAUUUUUAAUAAGCAUCAAAUUUUGCAUUUUUUCUUCGACCCUUUUGAACUUUACCUUCGAGUCUGGUCAAUAAUCGAUGAGUUACCCAAAAUUGAUUUCGUAAGCUAAUAUUUUUUUGAUAAGAAAUUACCUUGUGAUAAAGUUAACAAUAUUGUCGGAUGCUCGUCUGCGAUAAGAAGUCAUCAGCAGCUCCUACAUGCUACGAAUCUCGUGUUUUUUUCCAUUCAUUUCAUAGAUAAUUUGUUUUUUGCAAAUUAAAUAUGUUUUGUUUUGCAAGCAAAUUAUUUGCACUAAAAGUGAUGAAUCGUGUCUGUUUUUUCAGAAAGUCUGACGGACUUUUUGUGUCGAGACUUAAUGGUCGCUACUUUUUAUUACUCCGCUAAAUUUUUUUGUUUGAGAAAUGAAGCUUUAUUGGAGAAAGAUUUUUAGGUUGUUGCGAAAUAUUAUACUUAUCAGCAAGAUUUUUUUGUUCACUGUAUUUAAAGGGCAUACAAAAAAUAUUGAAAUGAUCGGAAAUUUAAUGUCGAACCCGUGGUUUAACUUAUGGCGUCACUAUUUUUUACAUUUUUUUAACACGCUUAUGUGUUUUCACCACUUUCUCGGCUCUUUUCUCGGCUGAUUGACAAGUUUGCAUCGCCAGUUGGACCCUCUAGAACUGUCAUUCCUGCCAAUCACGUUAAAAAGUGUCUCAGGACUCUCUGACCCCACUAAACUAUGCGAUAAACUCCUCCCCCACUAGUGCCUGAAACUCCCUGCUCAAAGAAUUCCCCCCCACAUGGUUUCGCUCGUGAUUUGCGCUUGAUUACAACGAUCCCGAAACUUUUUACUCAUUCUUACAGUACAGUUAUUGCUGCCUAUUAUUUCGGCGGGUUUAAUGCUCCCCCACCGACGAUUCACGCUUCAUGGCAGCGCAGAAGGCUAAAGUCCCAAAUGCGAGAACGGAGCGGUGCUUCCCAUUCAACGUGAAGUCCACGAAAAUUCGAAUGAAACUCCCACAGUUACGAGUGUUUUAUGUUAGUGUGGUGCUUGGUCUCGCGCUCUUUUGCGCAGUAAAUGCGUCCAGAUACUCUCUAGUCUACGUUCUCUAUGGGUAAGAGGAAAAAUGGGUAAAAUAGGGUUCGAGGAAGAAUUCGUAUUACUUUAGGUGAACAAUUGAGAUUCUCGCUCAUAAAAUUGAAAAAACGGAUGCUUGUUGACUCAAAAUUGAUGCAAAAUCAAAGAUUAUAAGCUAGUUUUAAGUUACAAUAAGAUUUUUUUAAGAGAAGUGUCCUUGUGGGUUCAGAACGACACCUGUUUGGUAUAAACUAUAAAAAAAUGAAAAAAUCUUGAGUUUAGUCUGGCAAAAUAGGUUCGAACUCACAAAGAAGAUUACAAAGAAGAACUACAGUGGGAGACUUGAUCCGGUGGCAAAAAACGUACCAUUUUGCAUCCGGGAAUUAUCAAAAAUGUGCCAAAAUGCUUAACUCUCCAAGUAAAAAAAACUCCGUUUUGAAGGGCUCCCUCACAAAAAGAGCGGGCGCGCUUUUGAAGUUGGAGUUUUUUCACUUGGAGAGGGAAGCAUUUUGCCACAUUUUUGAUGCUUCCCGGAUACAAAAUGGUACGUUUUUUGCCACUGGAUCAGGUCCCCACUGUAUUACGGUGAUACGAUGAGUAAACUUGCGAAAAAAUGUAAUUAUUUUUGAGUGUAAUCUUACUUUAGACAUAAAAAUGCAAGUAAAAAAUAUUUUUUUUAUAAAAUUUUUGAUAACUUCAGACAUGAUCUCAACAAAUGCUCGUCUAGUCAAGACCCUAUCAACACCCUGGAACCUUCCACGGAACAGGAUCUAGCCACGAAUUUCACCGAAAUCAUCAAUUCCUCCUUUGAAAUUGAGCAAAUUCCCCCGAAAACUGUAGAAGACGAGUCGAAGAAGGCUCAGGAAAAACUAGAAUCGGCCGAUAAAGGUGAGUAAAUUGACAGGGGAAGUACCCCAAGUGCGACGCUCAGAUUUUGAUGAAACUUGGCACAAAUUUAGAAUGAUUUUUUCUAAAAUAUAUGCGAGAAUCCUAGCUCGCGCUUUGCAGAAACAACCGAGAUUUUUAGAUCGAAAGUUGGCGAAAAUUUGACACUUUUUGCCAAAUUUCGGCACGAAUAUUUUCAUGCCUACUUCUACUGUCAAGGAUAAUGUUUCUACAAAAAAUCAAUUUUUUCCGCACGAAACUGCCAAAGUUAUGGCCAAAAAGCGCUUUUCUAUCUGACCGCUCUCCACGUUUAGCCUGCUCUCUCGGCGGCAAAAAUCGUUCUAUAUCACGGCGUCGCCCGCAAAGCGCGAGCUAAAACUUUCAGGAAUUGAUAUUUAGCCUAUGCCCGAAGCGUAUGCAAAAUUUAAAGAAAAUCUGAGCGUCGCACUUGGGGUACUUCCCUUGUGAGUUGUGUUGUUUGUUCGGAAGUUUAGGUAAUUUAGAGGAGAUUUUUCAGCGUUUUGAGUUUGUUGAUUGAACCGCUUUAUUUUAGCCCAACAAACCGAUCAAAAACCUUCGACGCCCCCUCCGAUUGCCACUUUCGAGGAAUGGACGAAAGAAAAAUUGAUGCACAAGGACAAGAAAAAGCGUCAGCAGAAUGGCACGGACAAACGGAACGACCAAAUCAAUGUGAAAAUCAACGAAUCGGCGAAAAAUGUGGAGGAAAAGUCGGAACAUCCCGAAAAACCAAAGUCAGAAGAAUCCCCAAAGCCCGAGGACAAGCUGACAACAACGGAAAAGAAGGUUGAAACCACCACAAAUCCACCGGUUUUGCCUGUGAUCCAACCCAAACGGAAUUACGCCUCCAAGGAAUGCGGCGCCAAAGUAAUUCAUGCAAAUGAAGAAGCGGAACAUGUGAAAGCAGUGUUGAAUGAUCGAGAAAGAGACGAAUACGCAAGGAAUCCCUGCGAAAAGGCCAAAAACAAGUUCAUUAUCAUCGAACUCUGCGAGACUAUUCAGGUGGGAAAGAGUGACUUUAAUUUUUACGAGAUUUUUGUAAUUUUUUUGAUUAUUUUUGAUGAAUGUUUAGAUUUUUUUGAUGAUUUGUGUCUUGAAAUUUGGCUUAUGGUGUUUAAAAACUGGGGAUUCAGUGAUUUUUUUUUUGAAUUUGGAUUACUGUAAUUUUGUGGUUUCCCAGUUUCUUACGUUUUCGGGCUGAAGAUGUACAGUGGGGAACCUGUUCAAUUCAAUUUAUUCACUAAUCACAUGUAUAAAAGCAUGGAGUGAAUCAGUUUGGUUUCCAUUGUCUGGUCAGUAUAAGAUCCCUCCAUCGUGGGCCAUGGUGUUUUCGAAACUCGUCGGUCCAUCUCGUCCGUGGGCGGCCAAGUUGUCUUGUGUAUGGGGGUGCCCAUUCCAGCAGUCUCUGGUACCAUCUUCGUUCGUCUUUCCUAAGCUCCAUCUUUGUCAUGUAGUUCCAUUUUCGCUUCUUUGCUUCCAUACAUACAUCCUUCAAUCCAGUUCGAGCUCGGAUAUCUUCGUGGUUUAUAUGGUCCCUCAAAGAUAUACCCAGCAUCCUUCGUUCCAUUGAGCGUUGGCAACGCAUUAACUUUUCCUGUGCAUUUUUGGUCAGUGCCCAUGUCUCGCAGCCAUAUAAUAAUACCGGAAGAAUGCACAUGUGAAAGUAUUUUCGCUUUAUGCUAAUGUCGGUUAGCCGGUGAGUCAAAAGGCUGCUUACUUGACGGUAGGAAUUCCAAGCGGAAGAAAUCCUCCUUGAAAUUUCCGUGAUGUGUUGUCGUCUUAAUGUUAUCUCAUGCCCAAGGUAUACAAAUUUGUCUACCUUUUCAAUUGGUGUAUUUUGAAAUGACAUGUCAAAAGGGGUUGAACACGUUCCCAUCCACUUUGUCUUUGAGGCAUUGAUUUUCAAUCCAAUUUCUGUCGCUGCUGUUGCCAGUUUUUCAACCAUCCUUUUAAGCUGGGUUUGUGUGCUAGAUACGAGGACAACGUCAUCAGCAUAUGCUAGGUAUUUCAUGCGAUUAUCGCCGACAAUAAUACCAUCAUUUCCCCAAUCUAUCCGAUCUAGACAGUACUGCAGUGUCAUAAUAAACAACAGCGGCGAGAGGGAGUCACCUUGUCGGACGCCUCUGUUUACGUCAAAGUCUGCUUCGCAAUCACCAAGAAUCACAGACGCAGUUCCACUUAGGUACAGUUGUUGUACCAUUCUUUUUGUACCUGGAUCGAUCUGGUAGUAAUCUAAUGCCUGCCAAAUUGCCGAGAAUUCAAUGCUAUCAAACGCUUUUUGAAAGUCAACAAAAAGCAUUUGAAGAGGCCGACUCCAUUCCGCAGUUUUUUCUAUUAGAAGAUUCACUGCGUGAACGUGAUCUACCGUGCUGUAUGCCUUUCUAAACCCAGCCUGCUCGCAUGGGAUCCGACAAGUUGCUAUUAGGUUGUAUAAUAUGUUAUGACCAUUUUCUUGCAAACGUUUGAAGUCGAUUAUUUCCUAGCUCAGAUCCCUACUUAGUUCAACAUACUUAUAGACUAAUAGAGGGCUUAUCGAAGUUUCAUCUAGUGCAUAUUGCAAAGUCUUACGGCAUAGCCGCGAUUUUCUAUUGCUAAAAACUCGGAAGUGCCCCGAUUUUGGCGGGGUACGAAACAACUCAAGUCACGUCUCUCUGCCAACCGCUGCUGGUCUCAGAUUGGUGUUAUUAUAAUCUUCAAGGGUCGGAAAAGACGCUGACACAGCAUCGUUGCAAGGUAGCAGUGACAACUCAUUUUAUGAGCUGUUUUUCCGGAAGGUUACCGAAGCCGUCGCCUGAAAAAGCGUCUAAAAAGUUUAGCGCCCGGGGUUUCUAUUGUCUAUUGUUAUAACUCGUAGUAAUACGAGAUCACAUGCCUGUUGUCACACCAGACAAAUUUUGGAGCAUGCAAUAAUUGGAAUCUCCAGAAAAAUCUAAGAAUUAGCAGAAUUUUGGAUCAUCCAAUUAAAUUUCAAUUUUUUAGAACUUAACAGCCGCAAACUCAAAGAACAUAUACUGUCGUUUUCGCCGAGGUAUGUAGUGUAUAUAACCGCCAAAGACAGUUCCUCAAAAGAUGGCGCUAGCGCGUACUCAAUAAAAGUUUUGAACUCUAGUCCAGCGGCCCUCAAAAUGUAACGAUUUUAAGGAAGUUCCUUAUUGUCACCUGAUACAAGCAGUUUCUGAUUUGAGUAGGUUAUCAAAAAGCAACUCAUAAGUGACUCUUUACAGCUGAACCACGUUAUUUGAGGUGGGAUUAAUUCGAAACGAAUCAGGGUGCAUAACAAUGAAGGUAUACCUCAAUUUAUAUUUUGAAUAGUAAAGCUCAGGUAGGGGAGGUAGAGUUGAUCCAGCACAGCGUAUGUAAAAGGGACGCCUCGAAUGUCCUACAGAAGCAUUGCCAUUACUAGCCUCUCAGAAUUCUCAGAUUUAAGGCGUAUUUUUGUUUUAGCUCCUUGGGAUGCCCUCAUUUCUUAAUUUCUUUUCUCCGAUGUUUUAGCCGGAGGCCGAUGUGCUACUGGUUCCUGUAAUCUACUGUCUCCACCCUACCCAGCGGUAUGCUAUUCAACUCUGAAAAAAGCAUCAUUAAAGUUUUAGGAAUUUUAGAAAAUUAUGGUCAUAACUUAUUAUACAACCUAAUAUUUCUGCUAUCCUUGCGGCGAUGACUCUUGUGACAACCUUAUAGAUCGUUGAUAACAGAGAGAUUGGCCUGUAAUUUCCAAGAUCACAUGGAUCACCUUUUUUGAAUAGCAAGAUUUUUUUGAAUAGCAAGCCAUGCCUUCCGACGGUAAACCUGUCGGCGGGGUUUUGGGUUCCAACCGUGGCAUUCCAAUCCCCAAGGACAAUAUCCCAAGUUACGGGGUCAUGCCUGGUCAGACAAUGUUCAAGGGAAUCCAGGAACAAGUCAUACUCCGAAUCAUCAUAUCCGGUGUGAGGCGCAUACACCUGUGUGAGGCGUAAAAUGCGGCCUUUCAGCUUCAAAUGAAGCUGGAUGAUUCUGGAGGAUACAUAGGUCACACCAGAAACCAUCUUGGGAACCUGAUCCAGUGGCAAAAAACGUACCAUUUUGCAUCCAGGAAGCAUCAAAAUUGUGGCAAAAUAACUCCUUCUCCGAGCGAAAAAACUCAGAUUUCAAAAGCGCGCCCGUUCUUUUUGUGAGGAAAAAGGCGCGCCCUUCAAGACGAAGUUUUUUCACUUGGAAAGGGAAGCAUUUUGCCACAUUUUUCAUACUUCCCGGAAGCAAAAUGGCACGUUUUUUGCCACUGGAUCAGGCCCCUCACUGUAAUUUUGUUUCAAUUUUUUGUUUUUUUUUUAUUUUGAUAAGAAGGAGUAGGGCUUACCACAUACCCCGUAUGGUCUGACAAUGAUAAUGGCUUGGUGUAUUUUCAGCCAACGCUCUUGGAAAUUGCAAAUUUCGAACUUUUUUCAUCCGGCCCCCGGGAAAUCCAAUUGUCGAUCGCCGAACGCUACCCGACCAUGGAAUGGCAUUCCGUUGGCAUCUUUGUGGCCGAAGAUACACGAGAAAUGCAAUCGUUCAACUUUGAGUCACCUGGGAUUUACGCAAAAUUCGUCAAGGUAAGAAGAAAUGUCUGUGCAAUAUCAAUAUUAAAAAAUGUAAAUUAAUGUUGACGUUUUUCAGCUAGACCUCCUUUCUCAUUAUGGCCGUGAACACUAUUGCACGCUGUCGACAAUACGAUUGUCCGGCAUCUCGAUGGUCGACGAAUAUGAAGCCGAAGCCAUCUCGGAGCAAGUGCAGACGGAAACUCCGGAGAGAGAAGAAAACCUGGAUGAAAGUGCGGUGAAAUCAGCGCCGGAAGAGCCAGAAAAGAAGGAGGACGUUGUCGAAGAAAAGGAAAAGACAGUCGAAGUUCCGGUAAUUGGAAAAGUGGUGGAAACUCUGGGAAAAUUGGGAUCGGUCAUCAUCGGACGACAGGAAUUGAAGGAUGCUGAUCUUUGGGACGAAAAAGAGAAACGAAUGUGAGUUAUUGUACGCCAAUAUAUGUGUUGAGGCCUGAUAUGGAUUUACAAUAAGACUUGAGAAUUUUGAACCUUGAAGAUUACUGUAAUUUUUUAAAUUUUUCUUGAUGUUGACAAUUUCCUUUCAGAAUUCGAAAUCGUCCCUGUUUUGAUCAGUCCAACAUCCGUAAAUCAAUGGAAAACACUACGAAUUACAUGUGUUUCCUGUUCGGCGUUCGAUCAAAACCUCAUUCAUCCAAUUCGACGGGGAAAUCGCCACGAAAACCUGUGAAAAAGCCAAAAAUGACGAAGACUUGCCCAAAUCCCGCCCAACGGGCCCUUCUUCGAGCCAUAUUGAGCAGCAAAAUAUGCCCAACGGCUAUGAACAAGCCUCCAGAGGCCGUCAAAGAACUUUACAUUGUGGUUGAUGAGAAAAACGAACCUGAAGUCGCGAUUCCGGAGCCGGAAUAUCAAAAGAAAGAGGAAAAAGUGGAGGAAGUUCAAGCAACGCCGACAAGUACCACCGUGGCGCCGCCACACGCAAGUCCGGCUGCUCCGCCGCCUCAUCAGACCCAGCAGAAUCUAGCCAAUCAGCAGGCUCAGCAGCAGUUUGCUAAAAGUAGGAUUUUUUGAGACUUUUUUUGUUUUUUGAGAGCUUCGAUGUAGUGUUAUAUAGAGAAGUGUUAAUUUUGAAAAAAUUUGGGUUUCUGAAUGGCUAAAAAUGAGCUAUGUGGCGUUAUAGAUGAUUUUUGAACAGUUUUUACAGUGGGUGACCUGAUCCAGUGGCAAAAUACGUACCAUUUUGCAUCCGGGAAGCAUCAGAAAUGUGGCAAAAUGCUUCCCUCUCCAAGUGAAAAAACUCGGAUUUCAAAGGCGCGCCCGCUCUUUUUGUGAGGGCUCUUUAAAACGAAGUUUCUUUUCAGUUGGAGAGGGAAGCAUUUUGCCACAUUUUUGACACUUGCCGGAUGCAAAAUGGCACGUUUCUCCCACUGUACUUCAAAAAUAAUUUUUUUGAACCGUUGUGAACUAGUAUAACUUAUUGUUUCAGAUCUGAAUUCCCUUCCCGGAACCGCCUCCACUCACAAAGAAUCGGUCUUCAUGAAGCUAAAUAAGCGCCUCUCAGCCCUGGAGUUGAACAUCUCAUUGUCAACAGAGUACCUUAACGAGUUAUCGCGCCGUUACGUCGCCCAUCAAGAGGAAUACAACAAACAGCGAGAGAGAGAUCAAGAAUUCCUAAAAGAGCUCGUCCAACAAGCCAGCCAACACAUGAAAAUGGCGUAUGAGACGCAAAUUUCGGAUAUCAAACGCGACCUCGAUGAGAUUACCCGAAAAAUGAGGACAAUCAGCCGGGAGUAUCGGCAGUUCGAUAGCUUCUGCCAAAAGGCGUAUUCGAAUUUUGCGAACUUCGGACCGUUCGAGAGAAGCCUCAGUGUCCCCGAACAGAGUUGUGUGAAGCGAGAGGAAGAGAAGAACAAUUUGAGGAUGCUUACGGAGACAAAAGAGGACGAAAAUGGAAUCGACAUCAAUAGCAAGGUGAUGGAAAUCGAAACGGAAUUUGUCGAUGGGGAUGGGUGAGUUAAUGAGCGUUUUGGCGGUUUUUGGCAAGAGUGUGGGAUGAGGUUUGAGGUGAGAGAAAAGAAAUUUGGCAAGGGAGACGUGUUUUCCCGAAAUUAGUGAUUUUUUAUAUUGUACUUGAGGUUCAAGUCAAGUUUUGGCAAAAAGUUUGUUUUUAUAAACAUUUUUCCCUGUGCAAAAGAUAUUAUGAGCUUUUUUGAGACUCUUGAUGUCUUCUGAGAGUGUUUGAGUCUAGUCAUAGUUUUUUUUGUAGUACUUAACUACACAAAUUUUUACUUGAAAAUGUCGUGUUUUUAGCACCUGGUCGAAUAUGGAAGUGAUCGCCUUUGUGUUCCUAAUUCAGUCCCUAACCGUCGGCGUGGCGAUUUUGCUGGUCGUCGUAUACACUCGUGCCUACGUAAAGGAACCCUUCCUCCCAUCGAAAGAGCCUACGCCUGCACCAAUGGAAAGGGCAACGUCUCCAUCGAUCGAUGAAAUUCGACGAUUAGUUAGGGAGGAGUUGCGGAGAACGCCGGUGACGGUACCUAGAUUGGAGGAAAACAACAGAAGGAAACUGAAGAGGCCCAGUAGAUUCAGUGAAUGCGAUGCAAUCGAGGCAGCGGGUGUUCGAGAAGGUAUUUUUUUUUUUUUUUUUGAUUUUUGGGAAAUUUUUUCCAUGAAAAUUUGAAUUUUUUUGAUUUUUUUGUGGGUUUUAGGAUUUUUUGGGUUUGAAAAUGGCUUUCUUAGAUCUAAUCAUGAUUUUCAAACCCCAAAACUUACUUGGUGUUACGAAUUUUGACGACGUUUUGAUAAUUUUUUCCAUUUUCAGCACUCCCCUCAGAACCGUCGAAUUUGACCCCGCUCCGCCGACGACGCUCCACCAUCCAACCGGCGGAAGUGGGCUCGGAGGAAGAGCUCAUGGAAAUGCGCGGCUCCACCCCGUCAAUAGUCGACUCUUCGUUGGCUGGCACAUCGAUCAGUUCGAGAAGAUCCUCGACCGACUCGAUGAUGGAAAAGAAUUCAAGUCCGGAACAACAAAAAGUCACCUCCCCGCCAUGGUUAACCGUUCGGAAUCCAAAAUUCAGACCGAAGAAGAGGAGCAACAAGAAGGAUGUAUAG
Molecule: messenger RNA, 13867 nt
Organism: Bursaphelenchus xylophilus (pine wood nematode)
Lineage: Eukaryota; Metazoa; Nematoda; Chromadorea; Rhabditida; Aphelenchoididae
Source: the annotation of a GenBank genome assembly